Messenger RNA from Trematosphaeria pertusa, 870 nucleotides. RefSeq lists its product as uncharacterized. NCBI's taxonomy places the organism in Eukaryota, Fungi, Ascomycota, Dothideomycetes, Pleosporales, Trematosphaeriaceae. The transcript is spliced from 2 exons. Bases 343 to 579 code for a protein of 78 amino acids. The record is from RefSeq and is a predicted model, not a curated record.
UCUCGGGAGCCACCCUUUGACGCCCCACGAGAAGCCCGCGCAAGCCAACCUGUCCAUACGCCGUUAAGGAUCCUGUAGGCGCUGUGCGAGAAUGUGGGCGUAAUACCGUCGAAGAUAGCGGACUGCUAAAAUCUCUGCCUUCACCCAGACCGCGCGUUCCAAGAACGUCCAGUCCAUCGAAGAGUUGCAAGAGGAGGAUUGAAUGGGUUAGGGCCCCAGAGUAGGCGAGACCAGUCGCUAUUUACCAACGUCAAAGACGAGAUAUGCUAUCCGCAGUUCCUCCCCUAACCGCGAUAUCCUUUUCCUACGGCCUUCAUCCAUCUUAUAAAUAUUGCUCUCGCCAUGGCAAGUCCUUACUUUAAUCCUGCGAACAACUAUGAAGCCCAGCAUGAAGGCAGCGAAGCCUUUGGGAUCAACAGCACAUACGUUCGUCGCUUCCUAGCUCGGUUAGCACUUCGUACCACGGCGAAGUUCUUCACUCGGGACGGGCCAUGCAUACCGCUUUCCAAGCACAUAAUUCUCAAAACAGGAUAUUCAGUACACCUGUCUAAAGCCGUCACGAUGAAGUAUGUCGCUUAACAUACAUUAAUCCCUGUCCCUACAAUUUAUUGCUCCUUUCUUCACAAGAACAGAGCGUAUAUUGUCAUAGAACGGAUCCGAGGCGAGACUUUGGCAGGUGCCUGGAAGAACCUAUCUAAGGAGUCUCUUCGGAAAAUCUUCUCGCAGCUAAAGGAGAUAAUCAAAGAACUUCGGACUUUAGAGCCUCCGCCUAAUACGGGAGUAGAGAGCUGCGUUGGUAGCUCCUUGUACGAUUCUCGCCUACCCCACGGGACGCCGCGCUUUAGGCCUUUUAAGACUAUCCAAGAGUUU